Prunus mume (Japanese apricot) is the source of this 2208-nucleotide messenger RNA. NCBI's taxonomy places the organism in Eukaryota, Viridiplantae, Streptophyta, Magnoliopsida, Rosales, Rosaceae. The record is from RefSeq and is a predicted model, not a curated record.
GAAAAGAUUCGAGUUGCUCUUUACGUUCAGAAAGCAGGACUGCAGUUUAUUGAUGCUGGUGCUGGUGAUCAAUCCAAUGAAAAGCCAGGACAGGAUGAAUACAAGCCGUCUGAAGAUGCCAGAACUGCAGGUUUCAGCAUUCACCCAGAUGAACUUGCAUCUAUCACGCGUGGCCGUGAUAUUAAGGCCUUGAAAAUGCAUGGUGGAAUUCAUGGGAUUUUAAGGAAAGUCUCUGUCUCGCUAGAUGAAGGUGUCAAGGAUAGUAACAUACCAAUCAGGCAAAAUGUUUAUGGCUUAAACCGCUAUACGGAGAAACCUCCCGGAACAUUUUUUAUGUUUGUAUGGGAAGCCCUACAAGACUUGACAUUAAUUAUCCUUCUGGUAUGCGCUGUGGUUUCAAUAGGAGUUGGAAUUGCCACUGAGGGGUGGCCAAAAGGCAUGGACGAUGGUGUGGGAAUUCUAAUUAGUAUAGUUUUAGUGGUUAUGGUUACUGCCAUUAGUGACUACAGACAGUCAUUGCAAUUCAAGGAUUUGGACAGGGAGAAGAAAAAGAUUUUCGUUCAGGUCACUAGGGAUAAAAAAAGACAAAAAGUUUCCAUUUAUGACUUGGUUGUUGGAGAUAUUGUCCAUUUGUCAAUUGGGGACCAAGUUCCAGCUGAUGGAUUUUUCAUAUCAGGAUACUCUUUACUGAUUGAUGUGUCAAGCUUGUCAGGUGAGAGUGAGCCGGUGCAUGUAUAUGAAGAGAAGCCUUUUCUUCUUCCAGGAACUAAAGUGCAGGAUGGGUCAGGUAUAAUGCUGGUGACAACAGUUGGUAUGAGAACUGAAUGGGGAAAGUUGAUGGAAACUCUGAGUGAAGGAGAAGAAGAUGAGACCCCACUGCAGGUAAAGCUGAAUGGUGUUGCUAGAAUUAUUGGCAAAAUUGGUCUGACUUUUGCUGUGUUGACAUUUUUGGUAUUGGCAGUAAGAUUUUUGGUGGAAAAAAUACUUAACAACGAGAUCACUGAUUGGUCUUCAACCGAUGCAGUAAUCCUAUUGAACUACUUUGCCAUUGCACUAACUAUAAUUGUUGUUGCAGUUCCCGAAGGAUUACUAUUGGCAGUGCCGCUGAGCCUUGCUUUUGCUAUGAAAAAAUUAAUGAAUGAUAGGGCACUCGUAAGGCAUCUCUCAGCAUGUGAGACAAUGGGUUCUGCUAGUUGCAUUUGCACAGAUAAAACAGGGACAUUAACCACAAACCACAUGGUAGUUAACAAGAUAUGGAUAUGUGAAAAACCUUUAGAUGUAAAUGGUAAUGAGAGUAAAGAAAUAUUGAGUUCAGAAAUAUCUGGAGCAUCAAGCAUCCUUUUACAGGUUAUAUUCCAAAAUACAAGCUCUGAGGUUAUUAAGGAAGAUGGAAAGACCUCCAUUUUGGGGACACCAACAGAGUCAGCAUUAUUAGAAUUUGGUUUACUUUUGGGUGGCGAUUUUGAUGCCGUGCGCAGAGAGGUUAAUAUUCUUAAGGUGUUUAAUGAGAUAAACUGCCGUGACAUAGAGAAGAUAAACAUAUUCAUGGGCAUGUUUGACAGCCGGGUAUUCCUAGGCGUCGUGGUUUGCACAGUGGCCUUCCAAGUUAUUAUAGUAGAGUUCUUGGGAGCUUUUGCUAGCACUGUUCCACUAAGCUGGCAACUAUGGUUACUCUGCAUUUUACUUGGAUCAGUUAGCAUGCUUGUUGCAGUUGUGCUCAAGAACCCUCGUAGGAGGUUCCGCUUCUUCGCCGAUCUCGAUAAGCGGUCCGAGGCGUACAAGAAGUCUUUCUCUCUCUCAGGUUAUGCACUAGAUUUUCAAGUCACCAACAACAUAGCAGAGUACAAAGCUUUGAUCAUUGGCCUCGAGAUGCUGGGAGAUUCCAUGCUUGUUAUGAAGCAGAUUGCUGGAGAAUGCAAGUGUUUAAAUCCUUCCUUAACUGUUUAUUUGGCGGCAACCAGAAAUCUCAUGGCAGAAUUUAGGGAAGCCACUUGGCAACAUAUUCCAAGGAAAGAGAAUUUUACAGCCAAUGAAAUGGCUCAGAUAGCCAUAGGAGUACAAAUACCUGAAGACUGCGUACAGAGAAUCAUCAAAGUGAGGAAGAAGAGUCUACCAUCUAUUCUGACCAAGGGAAUGGAGAUAGAUGUCAAUUCUACCAUAAUGACUGAAGAGGAUUGGAGAUUGCCUAUAAUUAGUUGUUUGCAGUAG